AUGUCAAGCAUGGAAGGAAGCUGUAGCGGACCUCGCUGGACGGAGCAUGAAAACAACCCGGCACCUGAGGUUAUGGUUCACUCAGCCCCUGAGCCCGUUCAUAUCCCAAUGAACGUUGGAGACAAUGGCAGCAAUAAUGGCAUCCCGGUUGAGCCAGAUGGAGAUAUUGCCGUGCCGAACGAUGCUGAACGGGCAGUCCGGCUCGACCCUGAGCGACGCUUGCGCUUAUGGAACUGGAAAAUAAUCACCGGCACUUGCAUCGGACUGAUUAUCCUCGUCAUCGUGAUCCCAGUUGCCGUCACGGUCACUGCGACCAAUCGAGGCCGUAACGGUGACAACGCCGAGACCACUGCCGCUCUGUCAGCCACGUCAUUUCCUGGAUCUUCUAUCACAUCCUCGUCCUAUACAACGGUCCCAUCUCCUUCCUCGACACCGAAUCAUGUAAGCAAUUUACUUUACCGUUGUCAACUGGCCAUCGAAUAUUUGCUAGCUCCUGAAUGCGUCCGAACAAAUUUUAUCAAGUCCAUCACUUGGAUCGGCAUCGACCAGAGUAUGGGCGGCUGGGACUUCAAUCUACACCCGGCUAGAACUGCCGAGGAAUGCUGCACCAUAUGUCACCAGUCAACCCACGACGGAUGCAACGGAUGGCUGUACAUGCCCGAGAAAUCCUUCACCCCCGAGUGUUCCAUUAUACAUGGAUUCAGCGGUCCGACGAAGAGUGACUCCUGCCCAAAUGGCCGUCCCGGUAUUGUUUUUGCAAAGACAGCCGACAAAGACAGCUAUGGAGGACCAGGCCCUUGUGCGGGCUUAGUGCGGGGAUGA
Molecule: messenger RNA, 822 nt
Organism: Colletotrichum destructivum
Lineage: Eukaryota; Fungi; Ascomycota; Sordariomycetes; Glomerellales; Glomerellaceae
Exons: 2
Coding region: 1-822 (273 amino acids)
Source: RefSeq, a predicted model, not a curated record